Molecule: messenger RNA, 992 nt
Organism: Bactrocera tryoni
Lineage: Eukaryota; Metazoa; Arthropoda; Insecta; Diptera; Tephritidae
Product: cytochrome b reductase 1-like
Exons: 2
Molecular function (GO): oxidoreductase activity
Source: RefSeq, a predicted model, not a curated record
UUCGUCCACUUCACAGCCAUACUCGUCUAUCGUGGCUUCCGCAAUGUGCGCAAGAAGACCCUCAAGUGGACACAUGCCGGCAUUCAUUUGACUGCCUUCGUAUUGACCGUCAUUGCACUGAUCACCGUCUUCGAUUCGCACAACUUGGCCAAUCCACCAACACCGAACAUGUACUCGUUGCACUCGUGGGUGGGUAUGGGCGCUGUCAUCGUCUUCGGCUUGCAAUAUGUGGCCGGAUUUACAGCUUAUCUCGCACCCGGCUGGCGGCAGGCACUCAAGGUCGCCUACAUGCCAUUGCACAUAUACUUCGGACUCUUCGGCUUCGUCUUGGCCAUAGCAAGCGCACUCAUGGGCAUCACCGAGAAGGCUAUAUUCGCUAUUUCCGAUUACUCAUCGUUCUCGAGUGCUGGCGUCAUGGGUAACUGUUUGGGCGUGGUCUAUGUGAUUUUCGGCGCUUUGGUGGUCUAUCUGGUUACUGAGGGUUCCUAUAAGCGCAAACCAUUGCCGGAGGACGCUGUGCUCCUCACGGGUGCUAAUGAAUAAAUACAUGCAUAUAUGUAUGUGUAUGUGUGUGGACAAGCAGCUGAUUUGUUUGUGUAAAGCUGUGCAGUGAAAUAGUCGCGAAGUUGAAACUCUAUGUUCUUACUUUCCAUUAAUGUUACUAUGUUUUGAAGCAGUUAUGUAGCGGUUUAUGUAUGUAGAAUAUGCUAUUUGCCAAGACAACGAUGCAAAUCGCGAAUUCGCGGAGCGAGGGGGGCGACAAAUGCAUACAAACAUGCAUAUAUAGAAAUAUUAUAUAAAUCAGCUUCAUAUAUACAUAUAUAAGCAAACGCACAUUUAUACGCAAGCAUUUGCACAAAUACAACAACUUUAUGCUUGUGUGUUGGUAUGUGUGCCGUCACAUUAGGGUGCUUAUUUUAAUUUGCGUACUUUUUGGUGCUUAUUUUAAGUAUUUUGUUUUUUUGUCUUUAAUGUGUUUCUGUUUUACCUAA